AUGAAUUCUCAGCAAUACCCUCAGACUCCGGAGUGCCCAGUCCCUCGCGCACAAGACGAGAUGUAUCAGCUCUCACCAUCCACGUACCAGCAGCAGCAGCAGCUGGAGCGACCGCAUACGAGGCCUACCACAACCAGAUCCUCAUCGUCGUCAGGGCGAGCUCACCAACGAUCCCAGUCCCUCCAGACGACGGCGACGCCACCGACACCCCGUGCAAACCCAAGCCUCGUCUCCCUCGACAAGCCUUUGCCUCCCAACCCACCAGGCGCCGUGCCGCGCGUCCGCGAGCACCGCCCGAGCCGCAGCGCCAGCCACAUCUCCCUGUUUCCACGCGCCCAGUCCGACGACGAUUGUGCAGAGGCGCCGAUCCGCAGAAGUCGCAGCAGCAGCAGCAGCACAAGGUCGUCCUCACCACCAGUACGGCCGUGUCUGCUUCUGACCCAGCGCCAACGGGAAAGCAUCGUGCUCCGCUCGCGCUACUACCACGCCGAGCUGCUAUCCAUGUUCCCGCCCUCGGGCGCGCCCAAGAAGAAGAAGAAGAGCCCCCAUCAUCCGCCGACGACCCGGCCGGCGGCGAGGGGCAGCAGAGGGAGGAAGCGCUCUUACGCUCACGUGUCGCUGGCCCCGCUCCCGCAGGUCGGCUCCUUCUCCUCCUCCUCCUCCUCCUCGUCGCCGCCGCCACCGCCGCUUUCGCUGCGCCGGUCGCGCCGCAGCAAGUCGUACGAGCGCAUCCUCGAGAGCCCGCUGAUCGCCGCUGCUGUGGUCCCACCGGCACUGCCGCCGGUGCGCUCGCGCUCGCACGAGACGAUGCGGCCAACGACGGUCAAGACGAGCACGGUGGGCACCACUUACUGCGAGCGAAAGCGAAACACGCAGGAUGCCGGCCAAGAACAGCAACACGGACAGUCGCCGGGCGGGAAGACAUGUAAUACCCCAAGGCGAGAACUUUCCUCUGCAAGUCAGGGCGGUCGCUCGGUCCUGGACAAGGUCGCGCGGAAAGUGUUUGGGUCGUACUUUCGUUGUGCUUCAUGA
Messenger RNA from Microdochium trichocladiopsis, 1032 nucleotides. RefSeq lists its product as uncharacterized. The transcript has a single exon. The record is from RefSeq and is a predicted model, not a curated record. Lineage: Eukaryota; Fungi; Ascomycota; Sordariomycetes; Xylariales; Microdochiaceae. The coding region runs from base 1 to 1032 and encodes 343 amino acids.